UCUGGUCUCCUGCGUCUAAGAGAUCUGAAUCUUUGGUCUUCUUUGGCCCCCAGAUUUCAGUUUCCAGGGCCUGGGGGGAUGAAGUCUCCAGGUCUCUGGGCUUUGGUUGGGGAGAGUUAUCUCUGGAGCCCGGGUUCUCUCGGCUGCUUUAAGUCUCAGGGGUCUGGGUCUCUGGGUCACUGGAACUCCGAGUCUCUAUGACACGGGGCCUAGGGACUAGUGAGUUUCAGGGAUCUGAGUCUUUGGAACCCUCAGUCUCAAAAGUCGGAGGCUCUAGGGCUGAUGCGCAGAGACCUCAGCUUACACACACACUGCUCCCUCUCCCCACCCUACACGUCCACACGCACCAUUACCACCCCUGCAGGCCAUGCGCAGAUCCAUUCCGAACCCCCACCCUCAGGCUCUCUGCGCUGCGCAUGCGCUGACUCCUUUUACACCCACGACCAAACCCCGCACUCCCACCUUCAAUUCCCACCCGCAACCCCACCUCAAAGGGUAAAAAUAAUAUGCUCUAUAAUCCCUCUAAAAGCCUAUAAUAAUCCCACAAAAGCAGAUAACCCGAAUACAGCCAUUUCGCCUUUUAAGCGUCCUGCACGGCAACAGAUUACUAGUACAGCAAACAGUACACGCCCCACGGCCCUUGCCCGUGCGCAGGCGCAGAAGGAAACAAGGCAGUGCAUUUUGGGAGUGGUAGGCAGAGUGAAACAAGGGGCCGCAGGGGCUGCUGGGAGUUGAAGGCCGAGGGCCCAGUAACCACAGGUGCUUCGGGUGGAGCUGUUGCAUGGGGUUCUGGGAGCCGUAGGCAAGACAGCCCCCAAGGCCUUGUGGUAGUCGUAGUCUCUGGAGCCACUUCCGCGCCGGAGUUCCGCGUGUUCGGCAGUCGGGACCAUCCAGCACCGCGUUCUACUCAGGAGAAGCCGACCCCUCCCGCCUCGCCAGGAGCCCGCGAUGCCCGCCCCGCAGUGCGCCUCCUGCCGCAAGGCGCGAGCCGCCCUCCGCCGGCCGCGCUCGGGCCAGGCGCUGUGCGGCACCUGCUUCUGCGCCGCCUUCGAGGCCGAGGUGCUGCACACGGUGGUGGCGGGCCGCCUGCUGCCGCCCGGCGCCGUGGUGGCCGUGGGCGCCUCGGGCGGCAAGGACUCCACUGUGCUGGCGCACGUGCUGCGCGAGCUGGCCCCGCGCCUCGCCAUCUCGCUGCACCUCGUGGCCGUGGACGAGGGCAUCGGCGGCUACCGGGACGCGGCGCUGGCGGCCGUGCGGCGGCAGGCAGCGCGCUGGGAGCUCCCGCUCACCGUCGUGGCCUACGCAGAGCUCUUCGGGGGCUGGACGAUGGACGCCGUGGCCCGCAGCACGGCCGGCUCCGGCCGCAGCCGCUCCUGUUGCACCUUCUGCGGGGUGCUGCGCCGCCGGGCGCUAGAGGAAGGGGCGCGCCGCGUGGGAGCCACGCACGUCGUGACGGGACACAACGCCGACGACAUGGCGGAGACGGUGCUCAUGAACUUCCUGCGGGGCGACGCGGGCCGGCUGGCGCGGGGCGGGGGCCUGGGCUCUCCGGGCGAGGGGGGCGCCCUGCCGCGCUGCCGCCCGCUGCAGCUGGCCUCGCAGAAGGAGGUGGUGCUGUACGCGCACUUCCGCCGCCUGGACUACUUCUCCGAGGAGUGCGUGUACGCGCCCGAGGCCUUCCGCGGCCACGCGCGCGAGCUGCUCAAGCUGCUGGAGGCGGCGCGGCCGUCGGCGGUGCUGGACCUCGUGCACUCGGCCGAGCGCCUGGCGCUGGCCCCGGCCGCGCGGCCCCCGCCGCCCGGCGCCUGCUCCCGCUGCGGGGCGCUGGCCAGCCGCGCGCUCUGCCAGGCCUGCGCCCUCCUGGACGGCCUGAACCGCGGCCGGCCCCGCCUGGCCAUCGGCAAGGGCCGCCGGGGGCUGGACGAGGAGGGGCCGCCGGGUCGCCGCGGGCCGCAGCCGUCCGGACCCCCGGCUUCGGAGCCCAUCCCCGGCUUCUAGAGACUCCGGUUCUCCGCUGGGAUCCGACGACGUGGGAGUGCGGGGCCGCCUGUAAAUGACACUGUGAAGGAACCCGAGUUACCUUAGGCCGGGCUUCCGUGUGAGGUUGGGAAGGGGUCGGAACCCCUUACCUGUGAUCCUGCAGAAGCUGGGGCUCUGGGCUCCUGGGGCUGCGGAGGUCUCCUGGGUGUCUGGGGGACUCCUGGGCCCCAGAGAGGAGAGAACUAAACAACUUUCCAUUCCUGAGCGAGUGGGAAUUAGGGGGCUCCUUGCCUGUACCUCUGUGGGGUUCUGGGUGUACUCAGAUAGUCCUAACCCUU
Molecule: messenger RNA, 2318 nt
Organism: Balaenoptera ricei (Rice's whale)
Lineage: Eukaryota; Metazoa; Chordata; Mammalia; Artiodactyla; Balaenopteridae
Product: cytoplasmic tRNA 2-thiolation protein 1-like
Biological process (GO): tRNA wobble position uridine thiolation
Cellular component (GO): cytosolic tRNA wobble base thiouridylase complex; mitochondrion
Molecular function (GO): tRNA binding
Source: RefSeq, a predicted model, not a curated record